AUAAUAUACACAUAGUUUUUCACUGCGUAAGCAUAAAUUUUGAAUAAAUUUGGUACUAAAGUUUGUAAUUGAUGAAGUGAUGGUUGUUAAUGACUAGACUAGAAGAAUGUAUUCAACUCCUUCACUCUACUAUAAUAAGAAGAGCUUCUCAAAAAUCAAUAAACACACAAACACCAAAAGUACAAGUAUGGGAGAAGUGAAGGUGUUGGGAGCAUGGGGCAGCCCAUUCAGCAGAAGAGUGGAGAUGGCCCUGAAACUGAAAGGGGUAGAAUAUGAAUACAUGGAAGAAGAUCUGAUCAACAAGUCCCCUUUGCUUCUCAAGCACAACCCGGUUCACAAGAAACUGCCUGUUCUCCUGCACAACGCCAAUCCCAUCGCCGACUCUUUGGUCAUUCUUGAAUAUAUAGAUGAAACCUGGGAAGGCCCACCCAUUCUUCCCAAAGAUCCAUAUGAAAGAUCAAAGGCCCGUUUCUGGGCCAAGUUCGUGGAUGACGAGUGCCUGCCUGCGAUGUGGAAAGCAUGUUGGAGCAGCGGAGAGGAGCGAGAGAAAGCCAAGGAAGAAGCGGUGGAGCUGCUGAAGUUUCUGGACAGUGAAAUAAAGGGAAAGAAGUGGUUCGGAGGUGACAACAUUGGAAUAGUUGACAUUGCGGCCAAUUUCAUUGCGUAUUGGUUUGGAAUUAUUGCGGAAGUGGUGGGACUUGUUGAUGAAGUCAUAACCCAAGAGAAGCACCCCAAUCUGUGUAAAUGGAUUGAGAAGUACAAUAAGUGCAGCUUUGUAAAGGAAAAUGUACCACCUAAGGACAAACUGGCUGAGAAAUUUAAGGAUGGGAGCCCCCCCCCCCCCCCGCCGCUAAAUAGUGCUUCGUAGGGUGUGCUUUCUGAUUGAAUAAGAUGUUUGUGUUGAGUAAUAAAUGGGGCUUUUGCCACCCACUUGUACUAAUUAACUAUAAACUCAACUAUUAUGCCUGUCUUCCC
Messenger RNA from Sesamum indicum (sesame), 975 nucleotides. Its product is annotated as putative glutathione S-transferase. Lineage: Eukaryota; Viridiplantae; Streptophyta; Magnoliopsida; Lamiales; Pedaliaceae. Gene Ontology annotation, biological process: glutathione metabolic process. The record is from RefSeq and is a predicted model, not a curated record. Gene Ontology annotation, cellular component: cytoplasm. Gene Ontology annotation, molecular function: glutathione transferase activity.